AUGUGCUCAUCGUGCAUACCAAAAGGGGUGAAAACUUUUACAUCCAAGUUCACUGUACAAGAAAGCUAUGACUUGGCAAGUGAACUUCAAGAUAACUACAAAGAAAUGGAAAAUUUUACACUAACAUCUACGAAGAGAUUAGAUAUUGAUUUUAGCGAUUUGAAAAACACAAUCCCACGAAAAGAAGCGGCUGCAAAUACACCACAACAGAAAAUUCUUGGGAAGACCGGUGAUCCAAAUGACUUCAUGGGCUAUAAUGAAACUUCUAGAUUCUACGGGAACUUUUCAAACUCCUUGCUUGCGUGCAAACUUCAAUACUCUCAAACAGGUAUCGAAAUUAAAGGCAGUGGAGAACAAUCUUUAGAUUUUUCACAACUAUUUCUGGUUUUUUCCAAGGCACCGGAAUAUGAAGAAACAAAAUACAAUUUACCUUCUGGACACCAAGAGAUGAAACAGGUAGCUUCUUUUGAAGGAGAAUUACAAAGGAAAUGGCCUUACAAACUGCUUGAAAACUAG
This is a messenger RNA of Yamadazyma tenuis ATCC 10573, 516 nucleotides long. NCBI's taxonomy places the organism in Eukaryota, Fungi, Ascomycota, Pichiomycetes, Serinales, Debaryomycetaceae. The record is from RefSeq and is a predicted model, not a curated record.